Molecule: messenger RNA, 3470 nt
Organism: Pongo pygmaeus (Bornean orangutan)
Lineage: Eukaryota; Metazoa; Chordata; Mammalia; Primates; Hominidae
Gene: CDADC1
Product: cytidine and dCMP deaminase domain containing 1
Exons: 10
Coding region: 195-1742 (515 amino acids)
Cellular component (GO): cytoplasm
Molecular function (GO): zinc ion binding; dCMP deaminase activity
Source: RefSeq, a predicted model, not a curated record
GCCGCAGCCCCGCCUUCCUAUGACGUCACACGAGGAGCCCUGAAGUGGCGGUCAAGCUUGAGGCGUCAUCUGGCUGCGCCUAGUGGGCCGUUGCUUUACAGUUGCUGAGAGGAGGCGAGAGGCGGGGACGCUAGGGCUAAGAUCAUGUCUGACUGGGAGAGGUUUCCUUGGCAGCAGAGGACGCUAGGUUUGGGAUGAAAGAAGCUGGGCAGAUGCAAAAUCUGGAGAGCGCGAGGGCCGGGCGGUCAGUCAGCACCCAGACUGGCAGCAUGACCGGUCAGAUACCAAGGCUUUCUAAAGUCAACCUUUUCACUCUGCUCAGCCUCUGGAUGGAGCUCUUCCCAGCAGUAGAAGCCCAGCGGCAAAAAUCUCAGAAAAAUGAAGAGGGAAAGCAUGGACCCUUAGGAGAUAAUGAAGAGAUGACCAGAGUAUCUACUGACAAAAGACAGGUAAAGAGAACUGGUCUUGUGGUGGUGAAAAACAUGAAAAUUGUUGGUCUCCACUGUUCUAGUGAAGAUUUACAUGCUGGGCAGAUUGCUCUUAUUAAACACGGGUCAAGGCUGAAAAACUGUGAUCUUUAUUUUUCCAGAAAACCAUGUUCUGCUUGUUUGAAAAUGAUUGUAAAUGCUGGAGUUAACCGAAUUUCAUAUUGGCCUGCUGAUCCAGAAAUAAGUUUGCUUACGGAGGCUUCUAGUUCUGAAGAUGCAAAGUUAGAUGCCAAAGCAGUGGAAAGAUUGAAGUCAAACAGUCGGGCCCAUGUGUGUGUCUUACUUCAACCUUUGGUGUGUUAUAUGGUGCAGUUUGUAGAGGAGACCUCUUACAAAUGUGACUUUAUUCAAAAAAUUACAAAAACAUUGCCGGAUGCUAACACUGACUUUUAUUAUGAAUGUAAACAAGAAAGAAUAAAAGAAUAUGAAAUGUUAUUUUUGGUUUCAAAUGAAGAAAUGCAUAAGCAAAUACUGAUGACUAUAGGUUUGGAGAACCUGUGUGAAAAUCCAUACUUUAGCAAUCUAAGGCAAAACAUGAAAGACCUUAUCCUACUUUUGGCCACAGUAGCUUCCAGUGUGCCGAACUUUAAACACUUCGGAUUUUACCGUAGCAAUCCAGAACAGAUUAAUGAAAUUCACAAUCAAAGUUUGCCACAGGAAAUUGCAAGGCACUGCAUGGUUCAGGCCAGGUUAUUGGCAUAUCGAACUGAGGAUCAUAAAACAGGAGUUGGGGCAGUCAUUUGGGCAGAAGGGAAAUCUAGAAGUUGUGAUGGAACAGGUGCCAUGUACUUCGUAGGAUGUGGUUACAAUGCUUUUCCUGUUGGAUCUGAGUAUGCUGACUUCCCACACAUGGAUGACAAGCAGAAAGACAGAGAAAUAAGGAAAUUCAGAUACAUCAUACAUGCGGAACAGAAUGCCUUGACAUUUAGGUGUCAAGAAAUAAAACCAGAAGAAAGAAGCAUGAUUUUUGUGACAAAGUGCCCAUGUGAUGAGUGUGUACCUUUAAUUAAAGGUGCAGGCAUAAAACAAAUCUAUGCAGGAGAUGUAGAUGUUGGAAAAAAGAAGGCAGACAUCUCUUACAUGAGGUUUGGGGAGCUUGAAGGUGUUAGCAAAUUUACGUGGCAGCUGAAUCCAUCAGGAGCUUAUGGUCUUGAACAAAAUGAGCCUGAAAGGAGAGAAAAUGGUGUGUUGAGACCUGUCCCACAGAAGGAAGAGCAGCACCAGGACAAGAAGCUGUGCCUCGGAAUCCACUAAGAAGGCCUGUCUACACUGCAGGGGAACCUCAAGAACUUUUCAUUGCACUUCUAAAAUUCAGCCUUGUUCAUUCAGAAAAUAAGGAUGGAUUUUGUGAAUAAUUGAAAAGAUUUUUUAAGGAAGCUAAUUUAUUUCUAGGAUACAAAUGGUGUUAAUAAGAAUAUUUGUCUUUUAGAUUUAUGUGUGGGUUUUCCAUAAUGUAGUGGUGUGUUAUUUUAUUACACAAAAUGAGGGAGCAAUAACUUAAACCAAUGUAAUCACCAACAGGGACUGAUUUCUAUUUAUCUUGACUUUAUAUUAGCCAAUUUGAAAGGGUCUGCUUCACAAGAGGUCAUACCUCUGCAGGGAAUCACACACCUUUUGAGAAAUAUUAAUUCUUUUGAAUUACAAGAGUGACAGUUAGUAAACUGCUCCAGGGAAAUAAGUGUCAUCUUUUAAGAGUCAGUGUAUAGCAAACCAAAAGGUCACAUUUAUACCCAAAGCUUUCUAGUAAUCAGAAUUUACUUAAUUAGAAUUGACUCAUAAAAAUAAAGUUAGUGGACUUGGUCUCCAUUUUUAAAGUAUAUUUUAUAAAUGUUAAUUCUGUGGUCCUGUUUAUCACAGAGUUUGGGUAGCAAUAGGAAGAGAGUGUUAUUCUGAGACAGUGUCACUGCUUGAUAUCACUGACUCUUGAAAUCACUAACAGUGAACCUCUAAUUUGGUUAUGAUGUUAACAGAGAAGAAAUAUUUGAGUCUGGAAUAUUGAAACUAGCUUUCCUAGAAUUCCAUUAAUAAAUGCUGCUCCCAUAUAGUCUUCCCUUCUGUAUAAUUAACAUAGGUUGUCUCAUGGCUUUGAUCUUCAAAAGGAAGAGCCUUUUAAAAACAUUUGCCAACCUCGAGAAUAAAUACUGAAAGUCUUGAAAGUAUGGUCCUUUCAGCUAUUCCAGAUUGCUGUCUGUGAUUUCUCACAUUUUUAUUUGUUGAGAAACAUUCAGAAAAUUAUUCCAAAAAUGAAGGUACAUUUUCUGUUCUCUCCUAGGUUAGAGAGGGGGUGGCCUGGGGUGCUUCAUGAGAAAUGUCUCCCUGGAUCUGCGGUGAUCAGAUUUGCCUCUGCUUUUGUUCCCUGCCUUUCCACAACAUCACACGGCCUCACUGGGCUUCCUACCAGUUUCUCAGAAUUACACGCAGAACCAUCCAGACAUUGGCUCCAUGCCAGGGCUGUGACUGCAGCCUGUUUACGACCAUGGGGAGUUCAGAGCCACCAUACAAGGCAGCCGAGAACCGCCAUAAACUACACAGAUGGAGGGUAUGGGAUAGGACGGGAGAGGAGGCGAAGUACACUUAGAGGGAACUAAGGCUGGUUUGAAAACCAUGAGUUAAGAUAUGCUUAUCAUCAGUAUAAAAACACUGAGAUUGCUUACCUCCCAAAUUGCUUUAUUAUAUUAACUCUCGUGCUUCAGCUCUUGGAUUUGUUGUUUCUAACUAACAUGUCAUGUACACCAAACAUUUUAUAAAUCAAUCAGUAAAUAUUUUGUAAGACCCAAAAUCCUGGCAUACUGCCAGGUCUGUGGAUUUGCCUGUUGGGUGUUGGGAUGGGAUAUGAGAGGAAGAAGCAUACAAGUGGGAAAAACUGUGAUUAGAAAGGGAAAAAUAGGCAUUUCCACAGUACUAUUAAGAGAGUCAUGAUAAUGCCAUUUUUUUUCUUCUGUACAACUGAUCAGAUUUCAAUAAAUAAUCAUUGAUGGUUUA